AUGCCACCACGAAAGAGCGAUGUCGCGAAGCCUGUCGUUGGAGAUGAAACUACACCUGUCAAAGAAACGACGGUAGUUCGAGAGGGAAUUAGUAUCGAGGAUCUUAGUCUCCCGAAAAGUAUCGUAACGCGAUUGGCGAAGAGUGUGUUACCGCCUAAUACGCAGAUUCAGGGAAAUGCAAUGUUGGCGAUGGGGAAGAGCGCCACGAUUUUUGUUAAUUAUUUGGCUACACAUGCAAACGAGAACGCACACAGCCGAAGUGUUAAAACGAUAGCGCCGCAAGAUGUUUUCAAGGCGUUGGAUGAUAUAGAAUUUCCUGAUUUUAAACCAAGGUUAGAGGCGGAACUUGCGAAGUUUAUCGAACUACAAAGCGACAAAAAAAAUACAUAUAAAAAGAAAGUCGCAGCGGAUAAGGUGGCUGGAAGUCAAGCGGGAGGUGAAGAUGGAGAGGGCGAUUCAGAAAUGUUGGAUCGAGAAGGGGAUGGAGAACCAAAGGCUAAAAAGGUUAGGCGAGAUGGGAGCAGUGGGGAGACACAAGAAGAACACGAUGACGAAAUAGACGCAGAUGAAGAGCAUGAUGAGGAGGUGGAGGGAGAGGAAGGCGAGGACGAAGAAGAAGGGGAGGGUGAAGCAAGGGAAGACGAUGACGAAGAGAAGUUCGAUGUUGAGGAGGCAGAAGAAAAAGAGGUAGAUGACGAGGCGCUGGAUAAUGGGGAGGAUAGUGAUUGA
Molecule: messenger RNA, 729 nt
Organism: Botrytis deweyae
Lineage: Eukaryota; Fungi; Ascomycota; Leotiomycetes; Helotiales; Sclerotiniaceae
Exons: 4
Coding region: 1-729 (242 amino acids)
Biological process (GO): DNA damage response; heterochromatin formation; leading strand elongation
Cellular component (GO): CHRAC; epsilon DNA polymerase complex
Molecular function (GO): protein heterodimerization activity; chromatin DNA binding
Source: RefSeq, a predicted model, not a curated record